GCAACACGGUCAAGGCCGUGGAAGUUGUCUGGGGCGCCCUGAAAACGUCGGUCGAUGAUCUCGUCCCGGAGGAGUGGGCGGACGACGACACGUAUGCUCUCGUGAUGGGUACCGUGGACCGCGUGAUCGGUAACCUCUCCCAUCACGUGCUCGAGUACAAGCGCCGGAUCUUGAACUCGAAGGUCUGCUACAAGCGGUCCCAGCACCGCGAGAGGGCCCGCCCGAGUGUUUGCGACGAGGGCUACGAGUGGGACCAGAUGACGAUGUGCCUCCCUCAGGGCAGCAGCAACGGCGCUCACUGCCUGCCGCCGUGCGGCGGGCAGGGUGGCAUGUGCGAGAGCUUCUGUGGCGAGGGCAUGGCCUGCUGCAGGCAGGGCGACUCGAAGGACUCGAGAUCCGGCAGAGUGCGAGGGGGCGACGGGCUUUGUUCUCCUCGGCCUUGCGGAGGGGGCGUCGACGGACUACCACCAGUGUGUGAGAGCGGGCCCAAACCUCGCCUUGACCGUGAAGGGUGCAGGCGUGCGUGCGCUGAACGGAUUGUACGUGCAGUCGGGUGA
Molecule: messenger RNA, 557 nt
Organism: Prorocentrum cordatum
Lineage: Eukaryota; Dinophyceae; Prorocentrales; Prorocentraceae
Source: the annotation of a GenBank genome assembly